AUGUUUGAUGAGAUCAUGAUGCAUGUUGAUUAUGAUCUUCCAGGCGUGUUCUUUAUUGAUGGUCCAGGUGGAAUUGGGAAAACAUUUUUGUACAUUACCUUGCUUGCUGAAAUUUGGUCACGUGGUCUUAUUGCUCUCGCAACAGCUUCAUCAGGUGCAGCAGCUAAUAAUAUGCCAGGAGGUAGAACGGCUCACUCGAGAUUCAAGAUUCCUCUUCAUCUUGAAAAUAAUUCAAUGUGCAAUAUCAAAAAACAGAGUGGGGUCGGUAAACUGAUUCGGUCUGCCAAAAUAAUCAUAUGGGAUGAAGCGUCGAUGGCUAAACGACAGGCGAUAAAGGCAGUCGAUAGUACAUUCCAAGACAUUAUAGGUGUUAGUCUCCCAUUUCGUGGGAAGAUAAUGGUUAUGGGAGGUGACUUCAGACAGGUGUUGCCGGUUAUUAAACGUGGCACUCGAGCACAGAUUGUAGACUCCAGCGUACGAAUGUCACCUCUUUGGUCUUUGACUAAGAAGAUGCGGUUGACCAUAAAUAUGGGAGCGCUGAAAGAUCCAUGGUUUUCUAAAUUUCUUUUAAGAGUCGGCGAUGGAACCGAAGAACCAAUCGAAGGAAACUAUAACCGCAUACCCGAUGACAUGACAAUUCAGUGCAACAACAGAGAAAACGCUAUAAAAGAAUUGAUCCAUGCCAUCUUUCCAUCAAUUGAAGAUAAUGUAUAUUCUUGA
Messenger RNA from Helianthus annuus (common sunflower), 720 nucleotides. Its product is annotated as ATP-dependent DNA helicase PIF2-like. The transcript has a single exon. The coding region runs from base 1 to 720 and encodes 239 amino acids. The record is from RefSeq and is a predicted model, not a curated record. Lineage: Eukaryota; Viridiplantae; Streptophyta; Magnoliopsida; Asterales; Asteraceae. Gene Ontology annotation, biological process: telomere maintenance; DNA repair. Gene Ontology annotation, molecular function: DNA helicase activity.